Messenger RNA from Torulaspora globosa, 1014 nucleotides. RefSeq names its product putative pyridoxal kinase BUD17 (gene BUD17). The record is from RefSeq and is a predicted model, not a curated record. The transcript has a single exon. Gene Ontology annotation, biological process: pyridoxal 5'-phosphate salvage. The coding region runs from base 1 to 1014 and encodes 337 amino acids. Gene Ontology annotation, molecular function: pyridoxal kinase activity. Lineage: Eukaryota; Fungi; Ascomycota; Saccharomycetes; Saccharomycetales; Saccharomycetaceae. Gene Ontology annotation, cellular component: cytosol.
AUGACUAGAUCCAAGGAACCAAGGGCUUUCGAUCCGUUCUCGAAGCGUGAGAAACGAACCAGGAGAGUGCUAUCGGUGCAAUCGCAUGUUAUACAUGGUUAUGUGGGAAAUAAAGCAGCGACUUUCCCGCUGCAAUACAGAGGCUGGGACGUAGACGGUCUCAACACAGUUCAGUUCUCAAACCACCCCGGCUAUGGCCGUUUCACUGGCUUCAGAUCCCAGCCCAACGAAAUCUACGAGAUUAUGCAGAAAGGCCUUCUCGAGGGCCUGCAGAUGGAAUAUGACGCCAUCCUGACGGGCUAUUUACCGAGCGUCGAAAGCCUGCAGAUCACAGCGAAGGUAGUGGGCGCUCUAUGCCGCAGGGAGCCCCACAUCAACUGGAUUUUGGACCCUGUACUGGGCGACAACGGCAAACUGUACGUUGCAGAAGAGAAUGUGCCCGCCUACAAGCAAAUUCUGCGGGAGAACGACGUAUAUGUUGUUACGCCAAACCAGUUCGAGAUGGAGACCCUAUCGGGCGUGAAAAUCGACUCUCUGCAGUCUCUCCGGCUCAGCUUUGAGCUAUUUCAUGAGGCAUACCCACGAGUCGAGAAGAUCGUCGUGACAAGCCUCGAAUUCCCUUCCAGCGCCGACAUCGGCGAGCAGUACAUCUACUGCGCUUGUUUCGACACGCAUCCGGCGUCCAAUGCGAUGAGCUACUUCAAAAUCCAUAAACUAGAUGCCCAGUUUAGCGGAAGCGGUGACCUCUUCAAUGCGCUACUGCUCGAUUGCAUAGUCCCGGCCCAGAAGGAGGACGCUGCUGCGCUCCCCACCGUGCUACGUAAGGUCCUGUUGCUGGUCGACAAGAUUUUACGUCGCACUCUUGAGCUAUCGGUCGCUGAGGAUGCCCCCAGCCAGCAGUCUAGGGUCAUCAAGGAUCUGAAGUUGAUUCAAUGUGCAGAAUUACUGCAUCCAGACCGCCGUUUCGAGGACUUCGAAGCCGCAGCAAGGAUUACUGAAAGUAUACUAGAUUGA